This is a messenger RNA of Corythoichthys intestinalis (scribbled pipefish), 3295 nucleotides long. RefSeq lists its product as uncharacterized. The transcript has a single exon. Bases 418 to 3291 code for a protein of 957 amino acids. NCBI's taxonomy places the organism in Eukaryota, Metazoa, Chordata, Actinopteri, Syngnathiformes, Syngnathidae. The record is from RefSeq and is a predicted model, not a curated record.
UCUGUGCUUGUUGUGGCCAGUGUUGUAAUGAUAUGAGCAAAUCGUAUUUGCAUGUUCGAUUAGUGAUGUCUGCGAGUGACAGUACACGGAAGUUGGAGCAUACGCAGGAGCGAGUCAGCUGACAGAAAGCCCGCGAGUGUACAGCAAAUGUUGAUGCCUCAUGUCUGUUCUGUAAUCAAAGAUCUGUGAGUAAAAAACGUCAACUCUUUCAGCAAGUUGUAUUAUUACAGAAACCCACAAAAACAAAACAACACAUGGUGUCAGAAGUGGUCUGAAAGAGAAGAGGACGUUAAUAAGAAGUGGAACGGCAGAUUCCAAGGAGGAAAUUGAAAGUGCGGAGGAAAGUGAAAGUGCGCUAUCCCGUGCCAGAAAAACGACGUUAACUUCUAACUUUGGAGAAAAGUGAAAAAAGCAAAAAUGGAAGCUCUACAUCCGCCUGCUGCCCUUCAGCUUACAGGUAAUGUGGCUGAAAACUGGAAGAGAUUCAAACAGCGUUUUGAACUGUAUUUGGCUGCAAUUGGAGCUGAUGAAAAGAGCGCUAAGAUGAAAGCAUCUCUGUUUUUGCAUGUCGUGGGAGAGGAAGCACUGGAAGUGUACAACAAUUUUACAUUUGCUGCUGAAGCUGAUAAAAUGAAGCUGUCACUGAUAAAGGACAGAAUUGUGUGUGGCAUCACAGAUAAUAGCUUGAGAGAGAGACUGCUCAGAGAGUCGGAUCUGGACUUGGAGAAAGCUCUAGCACUGUGUAGAGCUGCAGAGACUGUAAAAUCACAAGCUAAAGAGUUGUUAAAUGAUGCUGCUUGCAAUGUGGAUGCAGUGAAAAAACACACACUUGGUUUCCACAAAAAUAAGACCGCAGGCGUGACAACCGGACUUCCAAACAAAAAUAGAAUGUCCAGUCAGAAAUCUUGUAGUCGCUGUGGUACGCAUCACCCUCCGAAGCAGUGUCCUGCCUAUGGGAAAAAAUGCAAUAACUGCAAUAAAGAUAAUCACUAUGCUCGUUGCUGCAAAAACAAUGCACGGAAAGGCAAAGUUGAUGCAGUAGAUGAUCAUGAUGGAAAAGAAGAGUUCUACGUGGAUGCUGUAAAUGAUCAAAAGGGAGAAAAAGAUUGGAUCACAACAUUGAAAGUGAAUGAUAUACAUUUGCAAUUCAAAUUGGAUACUGGAGCCAAUGUGAAUGUAAUGUCAGAGACUGAUUUCAUGAAAAUAAGGCCCAGACCAAAAAUACAUAGAGCAAACCUGAAAGUGACUGCAUAUGCGGGUGCAGACAUACCAAAAAAGGGAAAAUGCAUUGUGAAUGUGACACACAAAAAUAUAGUACACAAACUAUCAUUCAUCAUAGUUCCUAGGGAUGUGCAGGCCAUACUAGGAUUGUCAGCGUGUGAAAGACUACACCUGGUGAAGAGAGUGUUUGUCGUGGACAGGCAAAAAGAGACUGUAUAUGAGCAACUUAUGGAGGAGUACAAAGACCUGUUUCAGGGUUUAGGCUGCCUACCAGGAGAACACACUAUUAGAGUUGACAAAAGUGUGCCACCAGUCAUACAUCCUUGCAGAAAGGUCCCAUUCGCCCUACAAAAGCAACUGAAAGCGGAAUUGGACAACAUGGAGAGCCUGAACGUGAUAAAGGAAAUAGAUGAGCCAACUGAGUGGGUGAGUUCCCUUGUAGUAGUGGACAAAAAGAAUGGGAAACUCAGAAUUUGCCUGGAUCCCAGAGAUCUAAACAGAGCUAUUAAGAGAGAACACUUCAAGCUACCUACUCGUGAAGACAUUAUGGCUCAGUUUGCAAAUGCAAAAUAUUUUAGCAAACUGGAUGCUUCUUCUGGCUUUUGGCAAAUGAAACUGGAUGAGCCAAGUUCCAAAUUAUGUACUUUUAACAGCCCUUUUGGCAGGUAUAGGUUCCUGAGAUUACCGUUUGGCAUUGCUUCAGCCCCGGAGGUAUAUCACAAAACAAUCAACAUGAUUUACGAGCACGUGGAAGGAGUUGAUACAUCGAUGGAUGACAUCAUAAUUUGGGGUGCCACCAAAGCUCAGCAUGAUGAGAGACUCAAAGCCGUGCUAAAAGCUACAAGAAACGCAAACCUGAAGCUGAAUAAAGACAAAUGUCAGCUGGGUGUGACAGAAUUAACUUUCGUGGGAGAUAUCCUGAGCAGUGAUGGUAUCAGACCAGACCCACGAAAGGUGUCUGCAAUCGAAAACAUGCCAAGGCCACAAUGCAAAAAAGAUGUGCAAAGGUUUAAUGGGAUGAUUACAUUCAUGGGAAAAUUCAUACCCAACCUGUCGGAGAAAAUGGCCCCACUGAGACAACUAACAGAGAAAAACAUUGAAUGGCAAUGGAACCAUGAACAUGAAAAUGCAUGGAAUGUCCUAAGGAAACUGCUCACAGUAGAACCGGUCCUGAAAUUCUAUGAUUCAGAAAAAGCAAUCAAAAUAUCAUCAGAUGCGUCACAGAGUGGGCUCUGUGCUGUUUUACUGCAAAAGCAUGAGGACUGGCAACCCAUAGCAUACGCAUCACGCUCGAUGUCAGAUCCAGAAACGCGCUAUGCACAAAUUGAAAAAGAACUGCUCAGCAUCACAUAUGCUUGCGAAAGAUUUCAUCAAUUUGUGUCAGGACAAGAAAUCAGCGUGGAGACUGAUCACAAGCCCCUGAUUGCAUUGUUUCAAAAGCCACUAAAUGAUUGUCCACUUCGUAUCCAACGAAUGAUGAUUAAACUUCAACGCUACUCACUGAAAGUUGCAUAUACCCCAGGUAACCUGAUGUAUACAGCUGAUACGCUAUCCAGAGCUGUUGACCCAAAGGAGUGUUCCAACACUAAGCUGCAUGAAGAUGUGCAUGCUUAUGUACAUAUGAUCACAAGUGCACUGCCAGUAGCAGAUGCGAAAAUGGAGCUCAUACGGACAGAGACAAUCAAAGAUGAGACACUGAGACAAUUGCAGCAAAUAAUCAGAAAUGGAUGGCCUGACGUGAAACAAAUAUGCUCACCUGACAUAGCGGAGUAUUGGAACUACAGGGCUGAACUAUCUGAGGUCGGUGACAUCAUUUACAAAGGCAGCAAAAUUGUAAUUCCAAAGAGCCUGAGAAACGAAAUGCUCAAAAAGAUUCAUGAAGGACAUCUGGGAAUUGAAAAGUGCAAGAAAAGAGCACGACAACUGAUGUUCUGGCCUGGAAUAAAUCAAGAUGUCACUAAGGAAGUGUCAACAUGUACAAUAUGCCUCAAAUAUCAAGCAAGUCAACCUGCAGAACCACUACACCCACACCAAAGCACCGGACAGACCAUAUCAGAAAGUGGGUGCUGACCUG